Melitaea cinxia (Glanville fritillary) is the source of this 1551-nucleotide messenger RNA. RefSeq lists its product as uncharacterized. The coding region runs from base 1 to 1551 and encodes 516 amino acids. NCBI's taxonomy places the organism in Eukaryota, Metazoa, Arthropoda, Insecta, Lepidoptera, Nymphalidae. The record is from RefSeq and is a predicted model, not a curated record. The transcript is spliced from 3 exons.
AUGUGUUGGAAGGAGUGGAAAGAACAUUUUGACGAAAGAGCCUUAAGCAAAGAAAUAUGGUACAAGACUAUUCAACCAGCUUUAUCGCGGGGUCCCUGGUUUGUCGAUACAGGUUUGAGUAGACAAGAAGUCAUCACAGCACAUAGGCUUCGAUCCGGACACAUUCCAUUAAAUAGAAUUGGCUUCCUAAUGAAGAAAUUUGAUUCGCCAUUGUGCACAGAAUGUGACCAAGUAGAGGAUACAUAUCAUGUUUUAAUGGAAUGUGUGCGAAUCGAAACUGAAAGAAACCUAGAAGGAAAGGACACAGUACCAGAAAUAAUGCUUUCCGAAGUGGAGAAAGCCAUUACAUCACAAAAAAAGGAUAAAUCCCCUGGAUCAGAUAAUAUUAUCAAUGAAUAUCUAAUAGAAAACAAAGAUAUUAUAACACCUAUUCUGACAUAUAUAUUUAAAGACGUAAUAGAAAGUGAACUUAUCCCAGAGCAAUGGAUAUCGUCAACAAUAUUCUUACUGCAUAAGAAAGGGAGCAAAAACGACAUAAACAAUUACAGACCCAUUAGUCUUAUAACCAAUAUCUACAAGAACACGAAGCUAUUUGGAAAGCACUUAAGAGUCAAGAGAAACAUUUAUACUAAUAGUAAAGCAAAGAUAAGGCUAGAAAAAGAAGGAAAAGAAAUUAAGAUAGGAAGAGGUGUCCGUCAGGGUGAGCCUGUUUCACCUAAACUCUUUACGGCAGUUCUGGAAGAGAUUUUUCGGCAACUAAACUGGGAACAAAGUGGUAUAACAAUAAAUGGAGAAAAUCUGUCACAUUUGCGAUUCGCAGAUGACAUUAUAAUCUUCGCCCAAACAAAGGACGAUCUCGAGGGAAUGAUAAAUGACCUGGAUAGAGAAAGUCGGAAAGUGGGAUUGAAUAUGAACACUCAGAAAACCAAAGUCAUGACAAAUGGGACAGAAGAACCUAUCUACGUCUUGGGCAACGCAAUUGAAUAUGUAGACGAAUAUGUAUAUCUGGGCCAAAUUAUUUCCUUAAAAGACCUGACAUCGAAAGAAGUGGAAAAACGCAUAGGGAAUGCUUGGAAGAGAUUCUGGAGCCUAAGGGAAAUAUUUAAAAAUGAAGAAAUAAGCAUGGCCAUAAAGAGAAAACUAUUUAACACCUGCAUUGUACCAAUACUUACAUACGGUUGCCAAACUUGGUCUCUGACUAAAGCUCAAACUAAAAAGUUGGAAACUUGCCAGAAUGCCAUGAAUAGAAGCAUGAUGGGGAAAAAGUUGUCAGACAAAAUAAGAAUCACAACAAUUAAGAAUUAUACAAAAACCAAUAAUGUUACUGUCAUCAUCAAGAAACUCAAAUGGAAGUGGGCUGGGCACACUGUCAGAGGCCAUGAAAAAUGGAGCAAAAUACUAAUGAACUGGUAUACAGGUUACAUGAAAAGAAAGAGGGGUAGAUCUUUCCAAAGAUGGGUCGAUGAAAUCAAAGCUGUGGCAGGUAACACAUGGACAAGAAAAGCUCGUGAUAGACAGAUGUGGAGGCAAUUGGAGGAGGCCUUUGCCUAA